GUCUAUCCUACUAUUCUAUCCUACGACGGGUUCCUACCUGAAGGUUGACCCAAAAUUCCCUUGCUCAAGGGCGCUCCAGCUGAUCCCGUCGCAAACCAUGCCCAGCGUCCUUCGCAUCACUCCACUGGCAGCACUUCAGGAGCUUCACGGUGGCUGAGUUGCGACCUGAUCUAUCCGGAUCGUCUCCAAGAACACAGACAGGCAUUGCUACAUCGCAAUCUUCUGAGUGUCUUCAUCCGGCCGCAUUAACUCCAGGAAAACGAACCAGCAUAAUACUAUAUCAUCAACGUCGACGCUCGCUAAAGCGCCAUUGGCACCCACGCUACAUCAUGACAUCCACCCCCAAAAGCUCCCUUGAUAGCGAGGAGCGCGCAUCCAACGCUUCCGAACCCUCAUCCCAGAAUUCACACACCUCGUCCACGGCUGACAGUCCCCGUCGGAAGUCGAUUCAAUUCAACUUUGGCGGGGCCGAGCCACAGAGUCACCACCGUCGGUCUACGAGCGCCGUCGGCGGGCGCCGGCCACAACAACCAGAAGCGCAAGACAAAGAACAGAAAGCCGCUGGGAGAGGUCAUUCACCUCCGCCUCCUCAAACUUACGAGAGAGGUGUUUCUUUCAAUACAUUCGAUAAUCCUGACGCGGCAGACUUCUCGUUAACUCUGAACUACAAACACAAAGGGUAUCAGUGUACCCGGCGCAGUCGGACCUUUUUGUGCGGCACGGAUCAGAAUGAUUAUUCCGACUUUGCCCUGGAGUGGCUCAUUGACGAAUUGGUGGACGAUGGCGACGAGAUCGUCUGUCUACGGGCCGUGGAAAAGGACUCCACGAUUGCAAGUGAUGCCGCAAUCGAGGAAGGGAAGUAUCGCCAAGAAGCGGAGAAGUUGUUCGAGCAGGUGAUCCAGAAGAAUAGUCAGGAUGAGAAGGCAAUCAGCUUAGUCUUGGAGUUGGCGGUGGGGAAAGUCCAGGAUAUCAUUCAGCGCAUGAUCCGGAUCUAUGAGCCUUCCGUACUGAUUGUUGGCACCCGUGGCCGUAGCCUGGGCGGCGUACAGGGCCUGCUGCCCGGCUCCGUCUCCAAGUACUGCUUACAGCAAUCUCCAAUUCCGGUGAUCGUGGUCCGUCCCUCCACCAAGCGGGAAAAGAAGAAGAAAAAGCGCCUUGCGGAUCCCACCCGCCGCGGCUAUAAUCAUAUCCUAGAAUUGAGCGAGCAGCGUGGAAGCAAGUUAUUCGACGCAGGUUCGAGUACGGACAGUCACGUCUCAAAGCUUCCGGACGAAGAAGCUGCGGUAGCCGCAGCUCUCGGCCUGCCUCAGUCGUACGCCAACUCCCGAAGUUCGCUCUCAAUGUCCGAGCGGAGCAGUGUUAGCCAUGAUGAGAAUGAAUCGCCACCAUUGGGAGACGGCUCCCCGGGCACCAGCCACAGCCCAGCGGCAGGAAGCCCGGAGAGCACCGAGAGCGAAAGCACAACGGACGACGAACCUGGUCCGCAGACCAAAGAUGCAUCCGGGGGCUCGUCGUCGGAGACGGCAUCUACGGAAGAGUCCAAGACGGCGGAUGCAACGUCGACAGAUGAGUGCGAGCUGACCAGCUCCAAUCAGAGUACACCAAGGCCAGGUAGUUCCAAACUAAACAUCCCGGUCAUUGUCACUGAAGAUAUGACCGAGAAGGGAGCAAAUGGCCAGUGAGCCUGACGCUACUCCAACGAGUUACUACAAUGUACCAUUUCAGAACUCAUCAGGAAAAGGGUUCUAGCCCUAUGUAUUCCCAUGAGAAAUCAUACCAUCGCACCAUCAGCCAACCAGGUCAUAACCUCGUCACAUAAUCAAGGGCUACAUACAUAUAAGAAGUCCAUGGCUACAUGAUCACCAUGCCGAUGCAUUACCUUCAUACAAAGGAAGCACAUACACCAUCUCUACUCUCAACGGACCACCAUGUGCAUAUCUGACUAUGUCUCUACUUCCUCACGUACUGAGGCCAAUCUCACUUGCAGGGGCGCCUACGCUAUCCAUCAUGAAACAGAAUCGAUUACAAGCCUUGGUCAAUAAGGUAUUAAUGGGAAUCAUUACCCCAAUGCUUAACCUCAAACCCCACUCCAAUCCAAUAAUUUCAAACAUACAUCAUACACCGACAGGCACAAGCAUCAGCAGCAGCAUCAGCAUCAGCAUCAAGACCGCAGAAAUAGAUCUCGCAUCUAUGCAUAAAUCAUAAAUAGAUAAACAAUACACGAAUAAACUGUUCAAUUCAUAUCGAGAAAUAACCCAAAGAAAACCUUCCAUGCAUACCCAAGUAGAAUACAAAUAUCCUCGACCUAAC
Molecule: messenger RNA, 2310 nt
Organism: Aspergillus caelatus
Lineage: Eukaryota; Fungi; Ascomycota; Eurotiomycetes; Eurotiales; Aspergillaceae
Exons: 3
Coding region: 330-1682 (450 amino acids)
Source: RefSeq, a predicted model, not a curated record